AUGGAAGGCUAUUUCAAUAGAAUUUGGAAAGGGAAGGAAAUCGACAAAAUAGCCCAAGUGAAUCGUGGAGUGUUCGUAGUAAGGUUCACAAAUGUGGAUGACAGAGAAAAUGUUGUAGAAGAGGGAGUGAAAAUGUUUGAUAGAAAACCUAUUGUAGUAAAGCCAUGGAAAGCAGAUUGUGAUGUUACAAAAGAUAAGGUAUACAGGAUACCAAUAUGGAUAAGGCUAGUAGGACUGGAUGUCAAAUACUGGGGGAAGAAUUCCCUGACUAAGAUUACAAGCCUGAUUGGGACUCCUCUAAAGGCAGACAAAGCAAUGACUAACAGAGACAAAAUGACAUAUGCAAGAGUAUUAGUGGAAAUUCCCUUGAAUCAAGAGUAUCCAACUAGUGUGAUGUUUGAAAAUGAGUAUGGAAGGAUUGUUGAGCAAAAAGUAGAGUAUGAAUGGAAGCCUGUGUUAUGUGCGAAAUGCAAGAACUUUGGCCAUGACAUAAUGAACUGUAGGAAGCAACAAAGAGAAGAAAUAGCAAAAAUGGGCCAAGGACCAGGAAAUCAGAUAACACGGGUAAAAGGAAUAAAAGCAGAGCAAAAUGCAGAGCAAGGAAAGAGGAAGGAAUGGAAUGGUAAGCAAUUACCAACCCCACAGAAAAGUAGAUAUGAGAAAGGUGGUACAACAACAAGCAAUUCAUUUGUCAGUUUAAACAUAGCAGAAGCAGGGGAGAGCCUAGAGAUUACUAGACAAGAUGUUCAAAACAGCAGUAGGAGAGGUACAUGCCCUGGAUAUGGUACGAGUGAGGGAAACCUCAACCCCAAUGGAAAGGAUUGGAUUUUAGAAUACAAGGGGUUCAAAUAG
Nicotiana tabacum (common tobacco) is the source of this 852-nucleotide messenger RNA. RefSeq lists its product as uncharacterized. NCBI's taxonomy places the organism in Eukaryota, Viridiplantae, Streptophyta, Magnoliopsida, Solanales, Solanaceae. The record is from RefSeq and is a predicted model, not a curated record.